AGGAAGAUGAAUGGGAAGAGACCUUUCAACAACGGCUUCGGAGGAGGGAGGGGCGGUCACCAGAAGAAGAUGAAGAAGGUCAAGGCAAAGCCAGUCAAGGAGGGCUCAUCAGAAGAGGUCCUCAUGGCCGACAUCCGUGCCAUGUUGAAGGCGCAGAAACUGGAAGACGCCGACAAGAUGACGAAGGAGGAGGAAGAGAAAGAAGAAGUAAAUGAGAAGGAGGAGGAGGAAGACCUUCCCGAACCAGGCACAGAAAUCGAGGUCCAGGUUGAGACCCUCUCCUCCACAGGCGAUGGCCUCGCCCGCCAGCCAGGCCGCAAACAAAUUUACGUCGUACCCUACUCCAUACCUGGCGACCUCAUCAGGAUCAAGGUCUACCGCCACCUGACACACCAGGGCCACUCGAUUGGCGAUUUUCUCUCCGUCGUGAAGCCCUCGCCCCUGCGCGACGACACCAGGGUGAGCUGCCAGUACUUUGGGAGGUGCUCCGGCUGCCAGUUCCAGAUGAUGGCCUACACAGACCAGCUCGCACACAAGCGCACCAUUGUCGAGCGUGCCUUCAAGAACUUCUCCCAGCUUCCACCAGAGCUCGUACCCGCCGUCGGCGAGACCAUGGGCAGCCCACUGCAGUACGGCUACCGCACCAAGCUGACGCCACACUUUGACGGGCCGCCGGGUGCCAACCAUGGACGGCGCGGCAAGAACCGCGAGAGGAAGUUCUUCACAGAGGUGCCUGACAUAGGGUUCAUGCUGAAGAGCUCGCGGCGGACCAUCGACAUCGAGGACUGCCCCAUCGGGACGGACGCGGUACGCAAGGGAAUGGCGAGGGAGAGGGCCAGGAUGAAGGACGAGUUUGCCAAGUACGAGCGUGGGGCCACCAUUCUUCUGCGAGAGAGCACGAGGCGGAUACCAAAAGACGAUGAGAAGGCCCAGUUGCCAGACCCUAUGCCCGCCGACGCGGUGGUCGUCGAGGGAGACAGCUUCACGGACGUCAAGACCUGCAUCACAGACAACAACGCCACCUCGACCGAGUAUAUUGACGACUUCAUCUUCACCAACCCGGCCGGCUCCUUCUUCCAGAACAACAACUCCAUCCUGCCCUCAUUCACAGACUACAUUCGUCAACACAUCCUACCCCCGGCCGCCCCCGAGGGCCAGCCGCAGCAGAAACCCAUCCGCUAUCUCAUCGACGCCUACUCCGGCUCAGGCCUCUUCACCAUCACCCUCUCCUCCCUCUUCACUGGCGGCAGCAUCGGCAUCGAUAUAGCCGGAAAGUCCAUUGACUUCGCCCGCACCAACGCAACCCUCAACAACCUCCCCGAGGCCCAGUGCCGCUUCAUCGCCGCCGACGCCCCAGAGCUGUUCAAGUCCGUCAGCGCCUUCGACCCGGACGAGACUAUCGUCGUGCUCGACCCGCCGCGCAAGGGGUGCGACGCUAGUUUCUUGCGCCAGCUUCUUGGGUUCGCGCCGAGGAGGGUCGUCUAUGUCAGUUGCAAUGUGCACACGCAGGCCAGGGAUGUGGGCGUCCUGGUUCGGGGCGAGGUGGAGGGUGAGGGGAAGACCAAGGCCAAGACGAGGUACGAGAUUGAGAGCCUGAGGGGAUUCGAUUUCUUCCCGCAGACGGGCCAUGUGGAGGGUGUCGCGGUUCUGAACAGGGUC
Molecule: messenger RNA, 1659 nt
Organism: Cryphonectria parasitica EP155
Lineage: Eukaryota; Fungi; Ascomycota; Sordariomycetes; Diaporthales; Cryphonectriaceae
Product: S-adenosyl-L-methionine-dependent methyltransferase
Exons: 2
Biological process (GO): tRNA processing
Molecular function (GO): tRNA (uracil(54)-C5)-methyltransferase activity, S-adenosyl methionine-dependent
Source: RefSeq, a predicted model, not a curated record